AUGAAUCUCCUACACUCCUUCGCCGAUAAGGUGCGGGAUAGGAUCACCCCUGUUUCACACACGUCGACAUUUCGAUCAACAGGACAGCUCACACCCGAAGAGUUCCUGCUCGCUGGCGACUACCUGGUAUACAAGUUCCCCUCCUGGUCAUGGUCGGACGCGAGUUCACCUGCGCGGAGAGUAAACUACCUACCCGAAGGCAAACAAUUCCUGGUCACGAGGGGUGUGCCAUGUCACAGACGACUGGACGACAACUUUACAGGGGCGGGUGGGGCGGCUGACGACUUGGUGCGUGAUGGCUUCCUCGGUGGCCCAGAGGAGGAAGGCGAGGACGACGGCUGGCUGCGGACUGGCGGCGCAAGCGAGAAAGAGCAAGAACGACUUCGCGGCCAAGUAACGACCAUGACAGACAGUGGCAUGGUCGGCAAGAAAGCAGAGGAAGAAGAUGACGAGAUACCAGAUAUGGAAGACGACGAUGAUGACAACGAGGCUAUCAUCCGCGAUAAGUCGCAACCCGGCGCAGCACCUUUACGCACAUACACAUUGUACAUCUCAUACACACCGUACUACCGAACCCCACGCUUCUGGCUGUCGGGCUACCUGUCACCGUCCGCCCCACUACCUCCGCAAGCAAUGAUGGAGGACAUUGUGGGCGAUUACAAAGACAAGACUGUCACGCUCGAGGACUUCCCGUUUUUCGAUAACUCCGUCAAGAUGGCUUCCAUCCAUCCCUGCAAACAUGCGUCUGUCAUGAAGAUCUUGCUAGACCGGGCUGAUGCCGCGCUGAAGCUGCGAUUGCAGAAGGCAAAAGCUGGCGAAGCACCUGGAAAGGCAGUGACGGGCAUGGAAGGACUUAUUGACGAUACAAGAGGAAUGAGUCUGGCGGAGAAACAGAAGCAGGCCCACGAGGCAGGCGUCAAAGCUGCAACUGGUGGCGCUGGUGGUGAUGAGUGGGAGGUCCUUGAGCAAGGUGAGGAGACCGAAGAGGAAGAAGGCAAGGUUGCGAUCAGGGUGGAUCAGUAUCUGGUGGUGUUCUUGAAGUUCAUGGCAAGCGUUACGCCUGGGAUUGAACAUGACUUUACGAUGGGCGUUUGA
Messenger RNA from Cyphellophora attinorum, 1095 nucleotides. RefSeq names its product Autophagy-related protein 3. The record is from RefSeq and is a predicted model, not a curated record. Gene Ontology annotation, cellular component: cytosol; cytoplasmic ubiquitin ligase complex. The transcript has 2 exons. Gene Ontology annotation, biological process: autophagy of mitochondrion; autophagosome assembly; nucleophagy. Gene Ontology annotation, molecular function: Atg8-family ligase activity. Bases 1 to 1095 code for a protein of 364 amino acids. NCBI's taxonomy places the organism in Eukaryota, Fungi, Ascomycota, Eurotiomycetes, Chaetothyriales, Cyphellophoraceae.